CCCAAUUUCUUUCCAUUUGUUGUGGUGGGUUUUCUUUUUCUUUUUUCCAGCCGGCAUUACCCUUUCCUUCGGUGUCACUUUCUCGGGAAAAUCCCAUACUCUUUUUUUCCUUUUCUUGAUGAAACCCUAAAAUUCUCGAGAAAAAUCGAAAAGAAGAAGAAAGAUUGGCACAACAAGGACCGGGUAAUGGAGAAAGAUCAUCAUCAUCAUUAUGUGCUGGAAAUAACCUUAAUCUCCGCACAAGGACUUAAAGAACCAUCUGGUCAACUCCGCCGUAUGCAAACUUACGCCCUUGCAUGGAUCGAUCCUUCUCUUAAACUCCGUACUUGUAUUGAUCGUUCCGGCGGUGGAAACCCUACUUGGAACGACAAGUUCCUUUUCAAAGUCUCUUCUGAUUUUCUUUCUAAAGAAACUUCCGGUGUUUCCGUUGAGAUCUAUUCCGUCGGCGUCCUUCGUGAUUCCCUACUAGGAACCGUUCGUUUACUCGUCGGUAACUCGAUCCGGACUGGUUUUACGAUCCACCCUCCUUCUUUCACCGCGGUUCAAGUUCGUCGACCUUCCGGUAGGUUUCACGGCGUUAUUAACAUUGGGGUUACGGUUCUUGACAUGGCCGAUGUACCCUCCAUGUCUGGUUUAUCCGCCGUCGGUUUCCGUGACCUGAUCGGAGAAAGCAUUAAUUCGAAGAAAAACAGGGGAUUGAAGAAAUCGAAAUCUACUACACUACCUUUACCCGGUGAGAAUUUGUCCGAUGAUCAAUCAGACGAUUGUCAUUCCUCGACGACAUCGUCAUCUUCGCCGGCGUCUACGGCUCUAAGGGAAUGGAAUGGGAUAAUUAGGGAAAUAGAGAAAAGAAAGAAUCAUAUAAGGUCUUCAUCAUCGGAAGAUGGAAGCUUGCUUUGUGGAUUGGGGUUAUCGUCUAUGAAGGUUGGUUGCCUUAGCCCCUUCAUUGUUGGUGCUGCAAGUUUUAAUGAAGGGAAAAAUCCACCAUGAAUGGGGGCAAUCAAGAUUCAUUUCACUAUAGUUUUAAUGAGAUGAUUGAUCAUUGUUUUGUAUAUUAAAUAGAAUUUGAAAUUUCAUUUGU
This is a messenger RNA of Gossypium raimondii (Peruvian cotton), 1081 nucleotides long. RefSeq lists its product as uncharacterized. The transcript has a single exon. The record is from RefSeq and is a predicted model, not a curated record. The coding region runs from base 187 to 990 and encodes 267 amino acids. Gene Ontology annotation, biological process: defense response. NCBI's taxonomy places the organism in Eukaryota, Viridiplantae, Streptophyta, Magnoliopsida, Malvales, Malvaceae.